Molecule: messenger RNA, 3540 nt
Organism: Tetrahymena thermophila SB210
Lineage: Eukaryota; Ciliophora; Oligohymenophorea; Hymenostomatida; Tetrahymenidae
Product: transmembrane protein, putative
Exons: 4
Source: RefSeq, a predicted model, not a curated record
AUGUCUAUGAAUAAUAUAUAACCUUUAUCAAAUAAUAAAAAAAAUUAAUUUGCAAUAAAUUUUAUUAACAUUACAAACUUCACUAUUUAAAAUAAUUAAUUUUUUGAUAACUUUAUAUCUUUCUUAUUAGUUAAUGAAUAGUAGCUUUAAAAUAACUAGGAACUAUAUUAACGAGAGGCUAAGCUGAUUAAAUCAUCUUUUAUUAAUAAUAAAAUUAAUUUGGAAGCUUCUCUAAUUUUACUGAAUAAUUUAGAUUAAGUUACAUUAGAUAAUAUAACUCUUAAGCUUAAUAAAUUAAAUUAAAACACAUUAUCAUCAUUUAUACAAGUUAAUUAAUGCUACAAUAUUAUAUUAACUGAAUGUAUAUUUUAAGAUAAUAUAAACUCAGAUGGAUAUGGAGGUGCUUUAUAACUAAUAGAGACAUAAAAGGCUAAUAUAUAUUACUCACAUUUUAUUUCUAACAAAUGCCUUUAAAAAAAUGGAGGUGCAAUCAAUUUUAUAAACACAAAAUAUUUGGGUACUUUGGAUAUUAACUUUUCUGCUUUUGUUAUGAAUUAAGCCGUGCUAUCUACUGGAGGAGCUAUAAACCUAUCCAAAGUUAAUUUAAUAUUAAAGAAUUCCCAAAUAGAAUCCAAUAAAGCUCAAAUAGGAGGUGGAAUUUAUUAUCAAUAAAUAGUUCCUGACUUUGUAAUAAUAUUAUAGAAAGGUAUUAAGCAAAAUAAUACUAUUUAAAAUAAUUAUGCCAACAUCUAUGGUAAAAAUUUAGGAUCAACUUUAAGGAAAAUUUACAUUUCUCAAAAAGAUAUUACUAUUUAAAGCUCACAUAAUAUAAAUUACAAAUAAUACUCACUUGAAGUAGAUGGAAUUUAAAGUGGUGAGUAAAUUACUUAUUAAAAAAUAUAGGUCCUUGAUGAAGAAGGAACUCCUGUUUAUAUUCCAUCAAUUCAAAAUCAAAGUAGCUUAAGUGACGAUGUCUUACUAAUAAUUAGAUAGAUCAAUAUAGAAAUUACAUGUGAUUAAUUAAAUAUUGAAGUACAAUGUGUAGGAAAUUUAAAAUCAAGCGAUUAUUAAAAUGGAGGUUUUUAUUUAACAGUAUAGCCUAUGUAUAAGCCACUCAGUACUAUGAGUAUGAAAAUAAGAUCAAAUGUGUUUCCACAAUUAGUUGAUUCUAAUAAUAAUAUCUAAAUUAAUUAAGGUUAGUUAGAUCUUUAAGUUUUACUUAAUUUUGAUUAAUGUAGGAUAGGGUAAAUUCAAAAAUAAUUUAGUAAUUCUAUUAUUUGUGAGUCUUGUCCAGAGGGAAAAUACUCAUUAGAUAUUCUUGAUGGUGAGUGCAAAAAGUGUCCAGACUCUGCUGUGUAUUGUUCAGGUUCAAAGAUUUAGUUGAAAAACGGUUACUGGAGAAGUAAUGAAUUUACAGAUGAUAUUAUUUAUUGUAAUUAUAAUCCUAAUGUUUGUUAGCCUCAAAGCAAUCAAUCAAAGUUUAAUUGUGAAAGAGGAUAUAUAGGUAUAAUAUGUGGAUCUUGUGAUAUUUAUGGUUAAAUUUGGGAUGAUUCUUAUGCAGAAUAUAUUACAUCAAAAUAAUGCUACAAAUGCUCAGAUAAUAUUAUGCUAAUUUUUUUAAAUAAUUUCCUGAAAUUCUUUGUAGUCAUUGCUUAUAUUUUUUUUAUGGUCAGAAGCUUAUAAAAGUAAUUGUAUAUUAAACUUUUAGGCCAUUAUGUUAAAAAGUCAGGGAUACUUUUUUUAAGCAACACAUAUAAAUCAGAAAGACAAAAAAUAUUUUCUAAGAUUCUAAAUGAUCAUUUGCAAAUUCUUUCAUUGGUUUAUAGCUUAUUUAAUAAUUUUAUGGCAAUUUCAGUACCUGUUUAAAUAACAGGUAAUCCAUUAGGUGCUAUCAGUAAAUCUAUAGACUGCCUAUAUACAACGAAACCUAAUUUACAACCUUUGUGGUUCUAUUAAUUGCUUUGGUCUUUAUUGCAACCUAUUUUAAUUAUCACCUUAUAUUUUUUAAUAGGCUAUAUUUUUUUAAAGUUCAAAUAAAAUUUAUUUAUAAGGCAUGCCAGAGCUGCUUUAAUUUUUAUUUACUUUUAUUAUUUUGUUUCAAUUAUUACUAUUUUAAGUAAGUCUAUGAACUGUGUUUAGAUAGGAGAUUAAAAGUAUAUGGAUUUAGACUAUAAUAUCAAAUGCUAUGAUCCAAAAUAUCAUUUACCUUAUAUAUUUAUAUUUUGCUUACCUCUAUUGAUCAUCUAUGGAAUGAUUAUACCUAUUAUUUUAUUUGUUAGUGUGUAUCUUGUAAGAAAAGGAAAGAAAUCUUUUUUUAUUAAAGUAUAAUAUUCAUACAUUUUUGCAGGAUUUAGAGAUAAAAUGUACUAUUGGGAGUUCUAUAAGAUCAUCUACAAAGCAUCACUAAUCAUAAUUUUUAUUUUGCUCAAAGAAAAUAAUCAGUUAAUUUAAGUUUUGAUGAACAUUAUAAUGUCGCUUAAUAUCUUUUUAGUUGGAAAAGCAAAGCCCUAUAUUUAAUAAAAUUACAAUGAUUUACAGCAUUUUUCUAAUUUGAUUUGCAUAUUGGCUCUGAAUUUCUUUUAUAUUUAGCAGAUAUCAUCUUAAUAAAUUCAAUAAACAGUUUUUUUAAUAAUCACUGUUUUAAUUAUUAUAUUGCCAAACAUAUAUCUCUUCUUACAAUUGAUAUUUGGAAUGAUAAAUAUAUAAGUAAAUGCAAAUAAAGCUGAUAAUAAUUUAGUUUAGAAUUUACUCUUGAAAUUAAAAUAAAAAUACCCUAAAAAAUUCACUAAUGUUUAAAUAAUUAGCAACUAAAAAAUAAGAUCUUUACUUAAGUUGAAAGAAGUUUAAAGGAAAUUUAGAAUUCUUCUCAAAUUUUUAAAAAACUACAAUUUUUACAAUGAAGAGUAACUAUUGGUGUAGUUUAAUCUAGAAAGUUAAUUUAUAAAUAUCCCAUCAGAGAGAAAAGAGUUAGAAAAAUUGAGAAAUUCUAAUUUGAAUUUUUUGACAUCUAGCAUAAAAUAAGAAGAGGUGAACAAUAAUUUAAAUUAUUUAAAAUAAAUAAGCUGCUAAUCUGAAUAAGUAGGGAAAACUAAUAAUAAUCCAUAAUGUAAAUUUAUUUUCUUUUUUUUCAAAUUAUUUAAUUAAUUAUAUCCUAAUCAAAAGAAUAAAUGUUUAGCAAUAUAGAUUUAAUAACACCUUAAAGCUAUGCUUAAAAUCAAGAAAAUUAAAAUAUACUUUAAAAAACUUUAGAGUUUGAAAGCAAAUUAGAUAAAUAUAAAUCUUUAAAUUAUUGAUGUAUAAAUUGUGAAUUAAAUAUUAAUUAUUUUGAUAUUCAUUUAUAUUUUUUAAUUAUAUAUCAUUAUAUUUUUUAAAAUAUGUAUAUUUUAGACAUAAUUAAAUACUACUAAAUUUUAUUAUAUUUUAGUUGUACAUUUUAAAAUAAAAAACAUAAUUUUUCCUAUUUAUGAGAAAAAAUUUUUUAUGUAAUUGAAAUUUAUUUCUUUAGUUUACAUUUUUCUCAUAGCUUCUCUUUUUUUGUGA